Molecule: messenger RNA, 2568 nt
Organism: Pararge aegeria (speckled wood butterfly)
Lineage: Eukaryota; Metazoa; Arthropoda; Insecta; Lepidoptera; Nymphalidae
Product: protein SQS1-like
Exons: 10
Coding region: 53-1384 (443 amino acids)
Cellular component (GO): nucleus
Source: RefSeq, a predicted model, not a curated record
UUAAAUAACUUAUUUUCUGUAAAACGUUAAAUUUAGUACAAACUACAUAGAGAUGGAAGACGAUAAUCAAGAAGAUAGGUCCUCCAGUGUUGCUUACCACAGGAGUCCAAUCUUCAGAAAAAAUGAAGUAAAAGCCUUGGUAGAUCAAAUCACAAGGCAUAAAAGUAUAAUUUUAAAUAAAUGCACUAACUCAUCAACUAACCAAGCGAAAGAGGAGGCGUGGGAAAAAAUAUGCAAAGAAAUAAACAAACAGGGCUUUGAACAUAAGCGAACUGUUGAAGUUUUGAAAACAAAAUGGUUAAACCUCAAAAGGGAGGCUAAGAAAGUGGCAAAGAACAUAAUAGAUGCUAAUUGCUCAGACAUUAAUAAUGUGCUGGCACAAAUUGUGAUGAUUAUUAAUGAAAAUGAAGCAAACUCAAGUGCCUCUGAAGUUUAUCAGGAAGAUAAAUGUGCUUUAAAAUUAAAAGCAAUGAAUGAUAUGUUGGAAGAAAGUGAUAACAACACAUCUCAACCCUGGGAUAGCAAUGAUCAAUCUGAUGACUCUAAUGAUGGUGGUGACGAUAAUAGUAAAAGAGGCAGCAGAUCAUUGAACUUUACGCCCUCAGAAUGCAGUCUCCUAUUAAGGUGCGUCAGAGAUGAAAAGGAUAAUAUAUUGUUUAAAGGAAAAGGCUGUUCAGGGAGAGCUCUCAAGAUUGCUAACUCUGCUUGGGCUAGAAUAACGUAUAAGUAUAACAAACAGAGUAACCUGAAGAGGAGUACAAAAAUGUUGCGCACAAAAUUUUCCAACAUGAAAAGGUUGGCUAACUUUAAAAAAUACAUUGGUAAAAAUAUGAAACAUGAAAGAGAUGAAGAGUCUGUUGAGAUAAAAUUCGAGCCGAACGUACAAUCUAGCAACUUAGAUAUGGAUAAAGAUAAUGAGGAUUAUAAUGAUAUGGACAAUGACGUUGACAAUGAAGAUUUUCCUGAAAUGAACAUCGACACAAAUAUACAAAAUGAUGACAACUCGGAUCCACUAUGCAUGGUUCUUAAUGGAGAUUCAGGAAUAGAAUCAAUUAGCCAUUCCGGGUCCUAUAGUCAAUUCGACAGUAAGGAGGUCGUGAAGUUGAAGCUUGAAUUGCUGAAGUAUCAAUUGGAAACUGCGAAAUUGGAAAGACAAAGAAUCAAAGCUGCUUACGAUGCCGAAAACUCAGAACGAAAAUCAAAAUCCAUAGAGGCAUCGCUUCGGUUACGAGCAGCGAGAUUAGACGCAGUUGCCUCCGAGUCAAAGCUACCUUCGACACACACCGCGCUCCAAUACAGUGAUAAAGAAAAACUGGCGGAACAGUACAUGAGGCAAUUCGAAAACACCUGUAACAUUAACAAAAGUGGGAGUGACAUUGAUUAAUUAUUUACGAUUCGAAAGAUUCUUCCUAUGGUUUCGUUGUAAAAUGAUCUCGGAAUUUUCACAUCGCAAGGUUAGAUUUGAUUCUGCAGAAUGGCUGUCAGACUUCAAAGUGAAGCGAGAUUUAAUCGUCAAAUGGUUGCGGGCGGAAAGCAGACAAAAAUAACUAUAGUAUAACUAUGGCAGUUGCCGCUUAGUCAAAAGUACUGUCUAUACAAUAUUGCAAUGAAUUUAUCUAGAGAUACCAGCGGCACAAUUUAUAUGGCAAUACGAAAUGAUCUGUAACAUUAACUAAAAGUGAGAAAGAAAUUGAUUUAUUAAUGUAUAAUGUAAAAUUAAUUGAUUUUUGUUAUAACAAUUUUCGUGAAAAUUCAGGGUCCAGAUUUUUCUCAACAUUUACAAGCUAAAAUUUGAUAGUGAAGUGACAUUUGAACGUCAAAUGCUUGCGGACGGAAAGCGGACAAAAAUCAAUAUGAAUUAAAAAGUCGAGAAUAGACGCAAUUGCCUCCAAAUCAAACACAGUCAUCAAGAGAAACUAGCAAGUCGGUGUGAGAUUCUUCGUACAUCGAAUAAUAUCGAUGAAUAUCGUUGGAUUAUAGUUCGGCCGUGAAAUAUUGAUAACGAUUGCUCUGAACGUUAACAAUUGUUUAAUUUGACACUGCGAAUGAGCUGUCAAAUUUCGAACAGCAGGGAUUCAAAAUUGGCAAACGAAUAAAAAUCACUAUGGUUCAGUGUUCGAUGUCACCGCAGCACCGCGUCUCUCGCAGUUGUUGUAGCAUGUCUUAUAAUUCAGAAACAAACUGAAAAGUCACUUUGUUUCUUUAUAAAUUAUUUGUUAUUAAAAGCUGUCUAAUGGUUUCAGCAGAAUAAGAAGCUAAUAACCAUAGACACAUUCUUUUCAUUACAAAUCGAGCGGAUAAAUGAUGUUUCUUUAUCAAUAGACUGAUUAUUAUUAUUUAUUUUUAUGUAGAACUAUGUUGAAGGUUUAAAUUAGUAACAUACAUUUUUACUCUUAAGGCCCUGUUUCACCACCUGAUAAGUGUCAGAUAGCUUAUUCACAUAUUUUGUUUUUGUCACUGGAAAUAAAGUAAAAAUUUGACAGAACUUGUGUUUAGUAAAGGUGAAAGUGGUUGAACAGGCCCUUAUAGCAUACGUGACGAAAAUAAAAGAAGUAUUAAAUACGAAAA